Didymodactylos carnosus is the source of this 966-nucleotide messenger RNA. The record is from the annotation of a GenBank genome assembly. NCBI's taxonomy places the organism in Eukaryota, Metazoa, Rotifera, Eurotatoria, Philodinida, Philodinidae.
AUGGAUUGGAAAGUUAUACGUACCCUCAUGCAAAAUCAAAAGGACAUGGAGUGUGAUUUAUUAGCAAUAUCCACAGCCUCACCAGGAUAUGCAAAAAAUUUUCAAUCAAUAGCUACACAAUAUCCAGCAUGUAAAAAAUGUAGUAAUCAUAAACCACCAAGAACUCAUCAUUGUCGUUGGUGUGAUACUUGUGUGUUACGUUUUGAUCAUCAUUGUCCUUGGUUAGAUAAUUGCGUUGGAUGGGGAAACCAUCGCUAUUUUUUCCAAUUUUGUUGCUAUAUGUCCAUUGGCUGUAUAUACAGUGGUAUAUUCGGUUUUCGAGAGUACCAAAUUGGUCUUAUUGGUGAAAAACGUUUUUCUCAACACAAUUGUAUAUUUCAAGCAUUUGAGAUUUUAGAUACGUUAGGAACUGUUGGUUUUAUUAUAUUUUAUAUAUUUAUAGCAGGAUUAACUAUUGGUAUAAUAUUGAUUUUUUUAAUAUUAUGGCAUGCGAGAAUGAUUACGCAUGGUGAGACAUCAUUAGAACGAAUAUUAAAUAUUCAAUAUCGUCAACAGUGUCGUGAACAAGGAUAUCUAUUUGUUAAUCCAUAUGAUUUUGGAUGUUUAGAAAAUUGGAAAUUAUUUUUUGGUACACAAACAUUAAAAGAAUUUUGUACUAAAGUUUUAUUACCAUCUACACAUAAACCAAAUGGAAAUGGUGUAACAUGGGAUGGAUUCAAUGUUAAUUUAAAUGCACUAGAACAACAACACAAGUUCACAACAAAUAACAGCAGGAAUAAAAUUCAUCCAUCAAGGGUCUUCUAUUCAUCCUCACCAAUGCCAAAUAUUCCGUUUGGUUAUUCUCGAGCCCGAACACCAAUUGUGCCACCGUGGGAAGUAACAAAUUCACGUCCAUCGUCACCGUUAACAUUUGUUGGAAACCAACAUCCUGUUCAACCACAUAAUGAAUCUAAUAAAACCUUGUAA